AUGGCUGCUCCACCGGUCGAUUACUACGCGGCCCUCGAAGUCGACUCAAAAGCAACCCAACAACAAAUCCGCGAUGCUUACAAGAAACAAGCCCUCCGCCACCACCCCGACCGCGUUCCCUCCGACUCCCCCGAACGCCCAACCCGCACCAAGAAAUUCCAACAAAUCAACGACGCCUACUACACCCUGUCGGACGCAACCCGCCGCCGCGAAUACGACGUAACCCGCAACUCCUUCCAUGGCUUCGGCUCGCGUCCUCAACCACCCCCACAAGCAGAUGCCGAUGAAGAGGUGCCUCAUCCCGGCCAAGGAGGUUUCUCGAUGCCGUCAGGCUUCCCGUGGUCUGCGUUUGGGUUUGGCGGGCAGGCGAAGAACGAGGAGGAUGCGAAUCGGUAUAGUAAUGAGCAGUUUGGGAGUGUGUUUGAGGAGAUGAUGCAGGAUGAGGGGAUGGCGGAUGGGGAUCGACAGCCUACUAGGGCGUUCUGGAGCUUGGUCGGUGGAGUUAGUGGUGGUGCCAUGGGGUUCAUUGUUGCGAAUGUGCCUGGUGCGAUCGCUGGAGCCGUGGCCGGAAACAGGUUGGGAGCGGUCCGGGAUAAGAGGGGAAAGAGUGUGUAUAGUGUGUUCCAGGAGUUGGAUCAGCCGGCGAAGAUGAAGAUGUUGAGCGAGUUGGCGCAGAAGGUCUUUGCGCAUGCCAUUAGUUGA
Molecule: messenger RNA, 702 nt
Organism: Fulvia fulva
Lineage: Eukaryota; Fungi; Ascomycota; Dothideomycetes; Mycosphaerellales; Mycosphaerellaceae
Exons: 4
Coding region: 1-702 (233 amino acids)
Source: RefSeq, a predicted model, not a curated record